GCCAGUUUUAAGCAUUAUCUAGUACGUAGUGGUGACCGUAGUCUCACAGAUUAUGUAUUUAAUGGCGUUAUAAAACCUGUAAAGUUGACUCUACGUUACAACACGUCAGUGUGUCUGUUUCAUGGCGGAUUCUACAACGUGUCUCUCGGUGUAAAGUCAUUUGAAGCUCGCGACACCGGCAGCUGUCCUUCUAUCUCAGUUUCUGAGGCCAACUUUGUGUUUUAGCAGUAAAUAAAAGAUGAGCAGCCCAGGAGGGAGCAGUGGGUCGAACAAACCAUCUGAGAUCUUUAAAGAACUGUGGACACAGCUUGGACAGUGUCACCAGGAUGCACUUGAAGAGCUGGAAGAAAAAGUGAGCAAAUUGAAAAAGGAUCGUUGUUUAGAUGCUCAGAGGCUAGAGGUGUUUUACAGUCGUAACCGACAGCUGAAGGAGCAGAACAAGAACCUGCAGGAAGCUGUCGGCCUCUUGGAGGAAAGGCUCCGAGCAGGAGAGUGUGAUCGAUGUGCUAUUUUAGAGGAGGAGCUGAAAACCAACCAGGCGCAGAAUCUGCGCCUCAUCGCCAAGCUGAAGAAUGAAAGAAACAGCCUUGAGGAGGAAAACAGAAAAACCCAAGCUGAACUGCAGAAAUUAAAGAUGUCUUGCUCAGAGCCACAGCAGUCCUCGGAACAAGAAGAAGGCAUCAUCCCAGACUCUCCAGUCCUGCCGAGUUCGCUGCCCGCUGUAAACCGGCUGAAGAAAUGUAAAAAUAUGGACAAAAACAGACGUGUUCGCUACGCAGAACAGCCUUUACCACACUGUAACAACUCGCUCUUCAGAGAGACGAACAAGGAGCCUGUUGAUGCCUCAAAUCAUCCUAGAAGAGCAGAAGUGCUUGUGCCCAACACAUGUGACCUGGAAUUUUCUCAAAUGUCAAAUGAGAAUAAUGAAAGAGAGGACGUGGUCGCAGAAACGUGUGCCCUUGAACUUUUCGACAAGCAUCACAUGAGACCUGGAAUGACUUCAGAGCAACAACAGAGCCGUUCAAACACUUCAUGGAAGAAUGACAUUCAUUCAAAGCCUUGCUGCUCCUCCUCCUCCUCUUCAUCCACGCGGAUCCCCAGUCCAGACUCGACCACAGUGAGGUCCCCGUCAAUGCUCCCCACAGUCAAGAGGUUUUCACAAGACGGCUCCAUUCACAAAGCAAAAAGGAAGAAGGAGGAAAGUGAGCAAGAGGACCACAGACAUAGGACUAAGGAAACGGUGAACGCACAAAGGGAAGGCAAACACGUACGACCUGAAUCGAUCAUACGCGCCUCCACACCUUUAAGCAAUCAAAGCUUUGUGAAGCAGCCACUGGACAGCAAGGUAUGGUCGUCACAGAACGGACCCUAUGUUUCCUGUGCAAGUCCUGUUUUCAAGAAGCCAGACGGUAAAGGAAAAGGUGACAGCGUCGGGAGGAAAAGAAACCCCCUGCAGGACGUCAGCAUGUCACAUGACCAGCAUGGAGCAGAGAAUGCUGAGAGGAGGCCCAAAGUGGAGCCCAAAGUGGAGCCCAAAGUGGAGCCCAAAGUGGAGCCCACAUGGAGCAUUGACCCAGCGCUCACCAUGUCCAUGUACGACAGCGAGUGGAGAGGAGACGAGCAUCAUGGAGAAAUGGUGGACACCGACUGCACUUGGGUCAGUCAUAGCAUGCUCCAGGCCCAGGGAGAUAAGGGCCAGGACAGAGAGGACAGUGUUUGUGGACUUGGCGAGAAGGCGAAUGACAGCUUGGAUAUGAUGUUUGACACCACGGGUUAUGGGGAGUACAAGUCUUACAACUGUUCACACUCGGGCCAAAGCCAAACCCGUGCUGCUGCUGCUGCUGAUGAUGAUGGGGAGGAGGAGGAGGAAGUGGACGAAGAAGAAGAAGAUGACAAUGGUGAACAAGAAUCUCCUGGAAACACUCCAGGUCAAAGACGAGCACGACACCCGACAUUUGCACACGUGGCAGUUGUUCGCAAAAAAGACGAGAGAAGAAAACUCAAGGGCACGACCUGCAAGGAGUGUGAAAUUUAUUACGCUCAUCUCCCAGAGGAGGAGAAGCAGCAGAAGCUGUCUUCCUGCUCGAGGCACCGUUUCCUUUACAUCCCUCCGUCUACUCCUGAAAACUUCUGGGAAGUCGGAUUCCCAUCGACACAGACAUGCGUCGAAAGGGGUUAUGUAAGAGAAGAGAAGAGUCCUCAGGCACGUUUACGGAGAAGACAACCGUUAAACGCUUUGUUCUCCCCAAAGCAGGACAGUCACCACUUGUAGCAAGUAAACAAAAAAGAGGAAACAUGUGGCACUGAGGAGUAAAGCUAAGUGUUAUCUGGUAUAUUGUCUGAAUGUGUAGACUGAUGUAUACUUGAGAUAUGAUUAUAUAAAUAAAAGUUGUUAUUGUUGA
Messenger RNA from Solea solea (common sole), 2402 nucleotides. It is a transcript of the gene rbbp8, whose product is annotated as retinoblastoma binding protein 8. Lineage: Eukaryota; Metazoa; Chordata; Actinopteri; Pleuronectiformes; Soleidae. The transcript has 19 exons. The record is from RefSeq and is a predicted model, not a curated record. Gene Ontology annotation, molecular function: Y-form DNA binding; double-stranded DNA binding; flap-structured DNA binding. Gene Ontology annotation, biological process: DNA double-strand break processing involved in repair via single-strand annealing; double-strand break repair via homologous recombination. Gene Ontology annotation, cellular component: site of double-strand break. Bases 239 to 2272 code for a protein of 677 amino acids.